Messenger RNA from Rhizophagus irregularis DAOM 181602=DAOM 197198, 978 nucleotides. Lineage: Eukaryota; Fungi; Glomeromycota; Glomeromycetes; Glomerales; Glomeraceae. The record is from RefSeq and is a predicted model, not a curated record.
CUUGAAUUCAAAUCAACUACGCUUGCUGAUUGUUUUGUUGAAUUAAUCAAGUUAUCACAAAGGAUUAAUUUCCUUCCACCAAUAUCAGAUCAAAAUUUUAAAUCUACCUGUAUUGAAUUAUUUAAUAAAAGAUGGAAACAAUUCGAUUUUGAUCUUUAUAUUUUAAGUUAUAUGCUUCAUCCAUACUACCGAGGUAAAGGUUUACAUCCAAUGGUCUUUUUUGAUGUUUGUCUUAAUGCAAUGAAAUUGCUAAAAAAUAUGGGUGGUGGUGAAAAUUCUUGUAGCGAAUUAGUUGCUCAAAUUCGCGCAUUUACACAAUAUGAAAAACCUUAUGAUUUAGAGUAUGUAUUAGGAAUAGAUAAUGUUUUUUUAUGGUGGCGAUUAUGCAAUCCAGUACUUCCUGAAGAACAUUAUAUUCAACAACUUGCUAUGAAGAUUUUAUCAAUUACUCCACAUAAUGUAGGAUGUGAACGUGUUUUCUCCAUAAUUGGUUGGAUGGCUAAUAAAAGGAGAACACGAUUAAAUAUUGAAAAACUUGAAUCAAUGGCGAAAUUACAUACGUACUAUAUAACAAAUGCAAAGUCUGAGCUCAAAUUUGCAUAUAACACACUUUCCGAAGAUCAAUUUCAAAAUGAAAUUCAAGAAACAUUAUCUGAUCCUUCUUUUUUUGAUGAUGAUGAUGAUAAUAGUGAUUAUGAUGAUGAAGAUGAGGAUUAUGAUCAAAAUGAGGAUGAGGGUGAUGAUACUGAGGCAGCUAAUAAUAAUAAUUUGGAAAUUUCACGAUGGGUUAAUAUUAUGGAUAAAGAAUUGCAAGAACUACUUCAAACAGAAGUUAAAGUAGUAAUUGAUAUUUCUCCUCCACCACCACUGGACUUAUACUUUUUCGGGUUGAAAUUUCUACUUGAAAGGGAAACAUUUUCGGCUUCCUGGAUUCUUCUAAGACAUGAGUUUUUCCAUAAACUGCUUUUCCAUUUGUAA